Molecule: messenger RNA, 777 nt
Organism: Rhizoctonia solani
Lineage: Eukaryota; Fungi; Basidiomycota; Agaricomycetes; Cantharellales; Ceratobasidiaceae
Product: protein kinase response regulator receiver domain-containing protein
Exons: 3
Coding region: 1-777 (258 amino acids)
Source: RefSeq, a predicted model, not a curated record
AUGUCUGCUCCUCCUCCGCCGUCCCGCGUGUUCGCGCCCACUCCCCGCGAUGGCCGUGCCCCAGUCUUGGACGAUGGUGCCUCGCCGCUGCCGGUGCUCCCCAAGGCACUAUCUGCACACUCUCUUGCUCAAUGGCCAUCACUGCCACCCACACCGAGCAACACGGCAGCAUCCACCCCGAACCCAACAGCAAACCAGAUAUCCAUGCCGUUUAUCAAACGACAUAUUCGGCGCCGACUGACUAAUGCAAAGGAAACAUGCGACAAGGAGCUUUCCAAGGUCAUCCAUUCUAUUACCACAUAUGUCGAGGAGCGAUUACGAGAACCGUCCGAGCCCGACUAUGAGUCCUAUCUCCAUGACCUCAACCCCGGCGUCCUCACCAACGCCAUGACCGACGACGACGACGAUGAAUCAGACGACGAUCACGAGGUCGACUACCGUAGCCGCCAAGUCUCUACCUCGUCCAGCCCCAAUUCCUUCCGUCGCCCGCUCGGUCUUCCUCCCCGAUCUAUCGCAUCUACAUCUUCCUACGGCGAUGCCAGUCCAUCUCGCAAAUCGAGCGAUCCCCAUACCCGCCAGCAUAUGGCCCCACCCCUGCUCCCAACUGGCAGCAACCUCCCUUGGCUCGCCGUCUCUCGCGUAGCCGACCCCAUCCUGGAUCUCUGCCUAUCAAAUCUUCGUCAAACUCCCGCUCGAAUUCCCGUUCGCGUUCUCCUCUUCCUCCGGCCCCACACGAUGCCCAGACCGUCUCAUCUUCGCCCCGCACCGGACCAAUAG